Parnassius apollo (apollo) is the source of this 228-nucleotide messenger RNA. NCBI's taxonomy places the organism in Eukaryota, Metazoa, Arthropoda, Insecta, Lepidoptera, Papilionidae. The record is from the annotation of a GenBank genome assembly.
AUGUUGAAGACAGUUUUCAUUAUCGCAAUAGUUGCAAUGCUGGUUGGUGAGUCAGUUCAACAAAUGGCCAAUGGUCCAGGAGGUAUGGGUGAAAAUUUAGGAGGUGGCUUCGGUUUUGGAAUGAAUGCAGGCGCAGGCGCACAAGGGGGUGGACAGGGCGGCGGACAAGGUGGUGGACAGGGCGGCGGACAAGGUGGUGGACCACCAGGCCAGGGAUUCGGCAAAUAA